AUGAGCGAUAGCAUUUUUGAAACCAGCCAAGGAAGAAAGCAUAAAAGAAGCGUUUUUAUUAAGCAGAAUAUGAUGUUGAAGACUCAUCAGAGGUUCUUUCUCUCUGAUAGGAAGAACAGAAGGAGUAUCGCCCCCGUAGACAAAGAUCCUCUCUCUCGUUUAAAUCUCAGUAUCAAUAGAAGAGUUCUGAAGCAGAGAACCCAUAAGAAUAAGAUCCGAAGGUGCCAACAAAGUUGUGAGCCUCAUUUAGAUUUUCAAAAAGAUUGGAGAAAUGCUACAUUUCACUUGGAUAUGGGUGACGCUUCCUUUGCUAAUGAGAGCCAGGAAAGAGUAAGUUGUAUUUGUAGAUUCGAAAGAGGCAAUAAUUUCUCUAUAGUCAAAGCCAAAUGAGUUUUUCUCUAAUGAGUUCAUCCUGAAUUCCUUCAAAAACUCUGAGAUGGUGGCAAUAUCUGGUCAAUUUAGAAGAGGAAGGUUCGAAUCUAGCCGUAAUAAGGUCCAAAAAAUUCUCCCCAGAGCCUUCUUUCAGUACUCAUGAUAGUCAGGAGAGCAGAUAUGAUUAUGCCAGAAGCUUACAAAGAAGAACCCAGGGCAAUAAUUUCACUAGCACUAAAUAUUACUUCUCAGCUGCUCCAAAAACUGAGGAUUUAGGAAAGAACUUAUACUGAGUAAAUGUUAAGAGUUACCUGAAUACCUCAGAAAAUGCUCACCAGAUGCACAAAAGAAUCGGCCAACAAAUCCGCAACUGGAAAUUUAAUAAAAAUAUCGCUUUAAAAGCCCAAAAAAGACCCAAAAUCUCUCUCAAGCCACUAAAUCCCAUCCUAUCACAGACAAAGCCCAAAGUCUUAACCUAAUCCCUCCUAAAAUUCUCUUCCCCACUUCUCUCCACUAAACUUCCUUUCUGCACAAUCCCUAUUCAACAGCCCCAAAAAUCCCACUGA
Molecule: messenger RNA, 938 nt
Organism: Moneuplotes crassus
Lineage: Eukaryota; Ciliophora; Spirotrichea; Euplotida; Euplotidae
Source: the annotation of a GenBank genome assembly